AUGGAAGAUACCCGUUAUGCCAUCCGCCAGGGCCGCAUCUUGGCCAACGAAGGACUCGACGAGCAUGCGGUGGAGACAUGGAAGGAGGCGCUGAGUGGCGCGUAUGCCUCACAGGACUAUGCAGGAAUGUUUGUGCUUUCCGGGAACAUCGGUGAAGCCUGUGUGCAGAUUGCAAUGCAGUCAAAGGGAAGUCCCACGGCGUCGAAGCUGCUGCAGGAGGCCGUGCAAAAUCUGGACUACGCGUUGCAAAUAGUGGAGCAGUGCUCACUCCGGGACGUUCUGGGGGGAUAUCGAGUGCUGUAUCAAGGGGUGAGGCGGGCAGAGGCACUGAAGAGGAAAGCGCAGAAGCUGAUCAACACACUGCAGUCGGUGGAAAAGGAGACAAAGCGGGAGGUACCGCCAUGCACGACGUGUGAAGGAGCUGAAAAGGAGGCUAUCCUGGACGAGAAUGACGGAUGUUACUACUGCAAGAGGUGCUUUGAUGAGUACUAUGCUACUACUCCGGUUCCGGACGAUUUGGUCUGUGACGAGAAGAAGAAGAAGGUUGAUGCAGGAGGUGUGGAUAUGGAGGAUAGAGCGCUGCACGGCUGGGGGACAGCUCAGCGUGACGACAAAGACGACGGUGGUGCUGAGGUUGUUGUAUCCGACGUGAGCCCGAAGAGUAAAUUAGUUGAAGCAACCGAAGCUGCUCCAGUAAGCAGGGAUACACAGAUGGCGAAAGUUGCACGGGACGAGAUUAGUGAAAUAGCACAGGUUCAGGCAAACACUGCUGAUAAAAUGACGCAGGAUCGCGUUCGAUAUGAGCGUGUGGAGCUGGGAUCGCUGGCCGAUAUUCUGGCAGGAAAGCUCAACUCGGAGAAUGCAUCGCAUGAGCUCGAGGACCAGGCUAACACUAGUGACGCUGGAGUGUUUUUGACAAAGUCGCCGUCAGAAGAAGCUAGCGAGGAAUUUGUUGCCAACACCGAGGAUCGGACCAAUGAAACAAAACGCUCAGCAAAAUCGGAUAGUACCCCUGACAAACUCGAGUACUCGAUUGCCCAGCUGCUAGGAAUUCGGAAGAUUUCGCCCAGAGAAUGUCCGAACACUCUUUUUAAGUCGCCGGUGCGCGACGACGGCACAACUCCAACUCCUGCUCACAUGAAACCCAACAACUCGCGGAAGAAGUCGAACGCGAAGAAGACGUCGAGAUCAGUGUCCUCACAUAGGCAGAACAAUGAGGACGCUACCGACCCCAGCCAAGCUGAGGGGGCUACGAAGCCGACUAUAUCACAACUGCCGACGCUGGAGUUGUGCGCUUCGAUGCGCAAGGCCUUGCUGGAGCACAAUGAGCAGCAGACGAGCAGCAGCGCCACUGUCGACAACCCGGUAGCCGCUGGAGCACUAUUGCAAGAGCAUCAGCGCUCCUAG
Molecule: messenger RNA, 1407 nt
Organism: Phytophthora infestans T30-4
Lineage: Eukaryota; Oomycota; Peronosporomycetes; Peronosporales; Peronosporaceae
Exons: 3
Coding region: 1-1407 (468 amino acids)
Source: RefSeq, a predicted model, not a curated record